CAUUUACUCGCCAAUGCUUCAGAGGGCUGUGGACCUGAGAGAGAACACCUGACAAAGGUUAGUAUCAAUAAAAUGGCAAUGAAGGUCUGAUUCGAUAACUUUAAACUCAGGAACUCUGUUUCUUCUGACGAAGGUCAUUUGUUGGUGAAAAUGAACACUCUGGAGGAUGUCCCAUUUCAGACCCUACUGGGCCCAUUGGACGAGGAAGUGCAACUUGUGACGGCUCCAGACAUCACUAUACCAGACUGCCAUCGGGUACUACGAGACACUGAGUAUGGAUUCAACCUGGAGAAAUGGAUCUUAACUGGGCAGCAGCCAGACUGCCAGGCCCCCUCCUGCCCCCCCUACUGGCUGAUGUUCAGCAGCCCUGAGGAGAGCUGCAGGGCCAAUCACAGGAGCGGCUACCCGUGGGACCUGAACUCUCGACCCCGCAGUCACAGCCUGAACUCUGCAGACACUCGCCGGCUGCACCAUCGCACUGUCAGGUUCCUCAUAUCUGACUCUGAGGAUGAAGAUGGUUACUAUGAGGAUAAUGAAGCCUCCUCCAAUGAAGAUGCACCUUGCUCCAUCAAGAGCAGAGAGCAGCCCCGGAGCGCUGCACCCAAAGAUCCACUCUCCAGAGUCAAAGACAUGUACCUUGGUCCUUCCACUCACCACAGUAAGCCUGCCUCACCUCAGAGCUUUAGAGGCUCUUUACCUUCUCUCCAAGACUGCAGACAACCUCUGCGAGCACUGGAGCAGCACAGGUCACAGCAGGCCAGCUCUGUGUCCCACGGGCAGAAGAACACCAAAAAGAGGAAGUGUUCACUGGGCAGAAGAUACUCCCAGGACACACCACCUGCUCACUCUUCACCCAGGCUGCAGCAACAACGACCCUCCUCUGCAGGGCCUGUUGUCAGAAACCACAGACAGAAGACCCUGAGGACUGGUGGCUCUCGUGGAGUUUUCUUUGACUCAGCAGCAGAGCUGGUGUCAGCACUCAGCCAGGAAGAGAGGGAGCUACUUGAAACCAUCACAGAGAAGGGCUACCCUUUACGCACAGCUAUUCUGGCUCUGCAGAAGACAGGCUAUCAUUGCCCGGAGAAGAUCCUAAAAUACCUGGUAGCCAAUGGCCGUCUGUGUGAGCUAGGUUAUGAUGAAGCACAGGUGGAGGAGGCCUUGGAGAUGUUUCAAAACUGUGAGAGCAAGGCUGCUGAGUUCCUGCGUCUUCUGACUCAGUUUAAUGAGAUGGGGUUCCAGCAAAGUGCAAUCAAAGAAGUGCUGCUUGUUCAUGAAAAUAACCGUGAGAGGGCUCUUGAAGAACUCAUGACAUGCAUGUCUUCAACAUAACAUCCAUUGACAGUCUGCAUGGAGAAAAGAAUUUUCUACAUUAUGUGAAAUGUCCAAAAGAUAGUGUGGUCAAAUGGAAUACUUAUAUU
Sander lucioperca (pikeperch) is the source of this 1418-nucleotide messenger RNA. RefSeq names its product ubiquitin-associated protein 1-like. The record is from RefSeq and is a predicted model, not a curated record. The transcript has 5 exons. NCBI's taxonomy places the organism in Eukaryota, Metazoa, Chordata, Actinopteri, Perciformes, Percidae. The coding region runs from base 151 to 1329 and encodes 392 amino acids. Gene Ontology annotation, molecular function: ubiquitin binding. Gene Ontology annotation, cellular component: ESCRT I complex. Gene Ontology annotation, biological process: ubiquitin-dependent protein catabolic process via the multivesicular body sorting pathway.